UGGCGCUCGCCCUCCGGCCGGGAAGCAUGGGGCUCCCCAGGUUCGUCUGCGCCUUCUUGCUCGCCGUCUGCUGCUGCAGUCGCCGGGCGGCUGGUGUGCCUGGAGAGGCCCAGCAGCCCGAGCCGGAGGUGGUGGAGGUGGAAGUGGGCAGCACUGCCCUUCUGAAAUGCAGCCCCUCCCAUUCCCAGGGCAACUUCAGCCACGUGGACUGGUUUUCUGUCCACAAGGAGAAGCCAACACUCAUCUUCCGUGUGCGCCAAGGCCAAGGCCACAGUGAGCCUGGGGAGUACCAAAACCGUCUCAGCCUCCAGGACAAAGGGACCACUCUGGUCCUGACACACGUCACCCCCCAUGACGAACGCAUCUUCCUGUGCCAGGGCAAACGCCCUCGGUCCCAGGAGCACCGCCUCCAGCUCCGUGUCUACAAAGCUCCAGAGGAGCCAAGCAUCCAGGUCAACAAUGUGGGCAUUUCUGUGAACAGUGAGGAGCCCGAGGAGGUUGCUACCUGUGUGGGGAGGAAUGGGUACCCCAUUCCUCAAGUCAUCUGGUACAAGAAUGGCCGGCCCCUAAAGGAGGAGAAGAACCGGGUCCAGAUCCAGUCCUCCCAGAUCGUGGAGUCCAGUGGUUUGUACACCUUGCAGAGUGUUCUGAAGGCGCAACUGGUUAAGGAAGACAAAGACGCCCGGUUUUACUGUGAGCUCGACUACCGACUGCCCAGUGGGAACCACAUGAAGGAAUCCAAAGAAGUCACUGUCCCUGUUUUCUACCCAACGGAGAAAGUGUGGUUGGAAGUGGAGCCUGUGGGAAUGCUGAAGGAAGGGGACCGUGUGGAAAUUAGGUGUAUGGCCGAUGGCAACCCCCAACCCCACUUCAGCAUCAGCAAGCAGAACCUCAGCACUAGGGAGAUGGAGGAAGAGACAACGUUAGACAAUGGGAUCCUGAUCUUGGAGCCCGCCCAGAAAGAGCACAGCGGGCUCUAUGAGUGCCAGGGUCUGGACCUGGAAACCACUACAUCGCUGAGCGAUCAACAGGAGCUGCUGGUGAACUAUGUGUCUGAUAUGCGGGUGAGUCCGGCAGCCCCCGAGGGCCAGGAGGGCAGCAGCCUCAAUCUGACCUGUGAGGCAGAGAGUAACCAGGCCCUUGAGUUCCAGUGGCUGAGAGAGAAGACAGGCAAGGUGCUGGAAAAGGGGCCCGUGCUCCAGUUACACAACCUGCAACGGGAAGCAGGAGGAGGCUACCGCUGUGUGGCAUCAGUGCCCCAUGUACCCGGCUUGAACCGCACACAGCUGGUCAACGUGGCCAUUUUUGGCUCCCCGUGGAUGACAUUAAAGGAGAGGAAGGUGUGGGUGAAAGAGAACACAAUGUUGAAUCUGUCUUGCGAAGCAACAGGCCAUCCUCAGCCCACUAUCACCUGGAAUGUCAAUGGCACGACAAGUCAACAAAACGAUUCGCAGAGUAUCCUGAGCGUCCUGAAUGUCCUGGUGACUCCAGAGCUGUUGGAGACAGGUGCCAAAUGUGUGGCUUCCAACUCUGAGGGCGAAAACACUACUGUCAUUUUCCUGGAGCUGGUCUCCAACACAUCCACUGACCUCAGCACCUACACUGUCAGUGCCCACCCCAGAGCCAACAGCACCUCCACAGAGAAAAAGCUGCCAGAGCCAGAAAGCAAGGGUGUGGUCAUCGUGGCUGUGACGGUGUGUGUCCUGGUCCUGGCUGUGCUGGGAGCUGUCCUCUAUUUCUUCUACAAGAAGGGCAAGCUGCCUUGUGGGCGGUCAGGCAAGCAAGAGAUCACGCUGCCCCCGUCUCGUAAGGGUGAAUUUGUAGUGGAAGUUAAGUCAGAUAAGCUCCCCGAAGAGAUGGGCCUUCUACAGGGCAGCAGCGGUGACAAGAGGGCUCCAGGAGACCAGGGAGAGAAAUACAUCGAUCUGAGGCACUAGCUGGCUGAAUCACAGCUCCCUUCCUGCCUGGAACAUUUCUUGCUCCCUGCUCACUCUCCUCCCCAGCACUGAGGAUGGUUGCCAAAGCCUCUAAAAUGGACUAGAGAAGACCUGCUCCAGCUCACCUGCAGACUCCAUCUCAGGACAAAUGGGCUAGGAAGAGAGCGUCCUCUGCAGGACCUCCCCUGGCCCUGGAGGCCCUUCUUCAGGGACCAACCUAUCACCAUCCCAAUUUCUUGAGUGACACUCAUCCCAAGGAAGGGGCCUCAGCGACCCAGGAAUGGAUAGGAGAGUUGGCUGCAGAACAUGUUUCUCUUUUACACACAUUAUGGAUAUAAAUAACUGUCUUCGACCAGCAGCUGAAUUGGGUGGCCUAUUUUCUGAGCUGGAUUGUGCCCCAUAGUCUGGCUUCAUAAUUCAGUUGUAUCACUGAAGUGAAGACACACAAAGCCCAGGCCCCUCUCACUGGUAAAGAAUGUUGCUCACACCGAUUCUAGAAAGUAGCUCAUUAGUAUCUAGAAGCAGCUUCCUGCCUGCCUCCAGAAUCCCUUACGUGACACUCCUUUCUCCGGGCAGAAGCCAGGAACUAGUGUCAUUCCUUAACGGAAAUACGGGGCUAUUCCAUUGUCCUUGCAAUGAGGAAGAUGGGGUUUUCCAGAAUUAAGACUAUUCCGUCCAGGCUCCUGAUAGCCUCUCAGGGAUCAUGUGAGGCUGAAAGGUGGGGGUAGGAGACAAGAGAUGAGGUCCAGCUUCUCCUUUACGGGGAUAAGGGCUAUAAUUAUACUAGUCCCUAACUUCUACAAACUGAGCGAAUGGGCCUAGACCCUAGCAAAAGGGGGCCGAGGGCAGAAUGGUACUUAGGGAUGAGAAACGGGCCUGGCUAGAGCUUGGGGUAUGUAUGUGUAUAUGUAUCUGCGCGUGCGUAUCUAUAUAUAUGGUUUUGUUAGGUUGUGUGUAAAUUUGCAAAUUGUUUCGUGUGUGUGUGUAUGCACGUGUGGGGGUGUGUGUGUGUACAAUAAAGCUUAAUUGUCCCAGAAAUCUUGCAUUGCUUUUUAUUCAUCAUG
Talpa occidentalis (Iberian mole) is the source of this 3001-nucleotide messenger RNA. It is a transcript of the gene MCAM, whose product is annotated as melanoma cell adhesion molecule. The transcript is spliced from 16 exons. Gene Ontology annotation, cellular component: plasma membrane. Bases 27 to 1937 code for a protein of 636 amino acids. The record is from RefSeq and is a predicted model, not a curated record. NCBI's taxonomy places the organism in Eukaryota, Metazoa, Chordata, Mammalia, Eulipotyphla, Talpidae. Gene Ontology annotation, biological process: angiogenesis.